AUGACUAACGCGCAAACCCUCGAAAUCAAAGAGCUGCAAGCAUCGAUGGCUCGAACGGUGGCCGAGAUACGCGCCAUGAAGUCUCAAGUAAAUAACGCGACGAGUGCCGCACCCGAGAUCGAUCGAAUGCUCGAAGAAACUCAGAGAACACCAUUCACGGCGAGAAUCACGGAAGCUAGGAUUCCCGAGCCCGGAAAGGUGAGAAUCCCAUUCUACGAAGAAACGACCGACCCGAAGGCACAUAUCACAGCGUUCCGGAUAGCAAUGGGACGAGCUUUCACAAAGAACGCUGCCAAUCUGACCGAGCGGGAAGUAGAUGCCGGAUAUUGCCAACUCUUUGUAGAACAUCUCAAGGGAGCCGAGCUCGAAUGGUUUUCAAGACAGGAGCGCAAUUCAAUCGGCAGCUUCCAACAGCCCUCCGCUUUGUUCUUUAAGCAAUACUCGAUGUUCAUGGAUAGAGGAAAUUCUGAUGCCGACCUAUGGACGUUAUCCCAAGGACCGAAUGAACCGCUUCGGGAGUACAUGGCAAGAUUCAAGGCGGUCGUGUCCAAAGUAGAAGGAAUAAGCGACAAGGCUGCACUCGAAGCUCUAAUGCAGUCCUUGUGGUACAAAUCCGAAUUCCGACGGGAAAUGGCCCUCAACACGCCGCAAACGAUUCAAGAUGCCUUGCAUCGGUCGCCAGACUUCGUCGUAAACGAAGAAGAGAUGAAGAAUCUGGACGAACAAUACGAAGCAACAAAAGCAGCAAUUCGGAGCUCAAUUUUGACGCGCCCCUCGAAGAAAUGCAAUCUAUCAAACAACGCAACAGCGCAGAGCUUGGACGAACCAAGAAGCGGAGGUGCCCACAAUUACCAAGUAGGCACUGGACGCGGAAGAGGAGAGCCGCGCAGCAACACUUGGGUAAGAAGAUCCACCAACUACGACGAAAAGAGUUCUACGAGUAUCACCAGACCUAUGGGCAUUCAACGGCACAAUGCCGAACUCUAG
Molecule: messenger RNA, 987 nt
Organism: Eutrema salsugineum
Lineage: Eukaryota; Viridiplantae; Streptophyta; Magnoliopsida; Brassicales; Brassicaceae
Exons: 1
Coding region: 1-987 (328 amino acids)
Source: RefSeq, a predicted model, not a curated record